Perognathus longimembris pacificus (Pacific pocket mouse) is the source of this 1979-nucleotide messenger RNA. Its product is annotated as zinc finger protein 764-like. Bases 16 to 1644 code for a protein of 542 amino acids. The record is from RefSeq and is a predicted model, not a curated record. The transcript has 3 exons. Gene Ontology annotation, biological process: regulation of DNA-templated transcription. NCBI's taxonomy places the organism in Eukaryota, Metazoa, Chordata, Mammalia, Rodentia, Heteromyidae.
CCGAACCCCGGCCGGAUGGGGGUGCAGCUCCGCCUCCGGCGCACCGAGGCGUCGUUGCCCACGGGCACGGAAGGGGUUCUCAGACUGGCACGUGUAGCCUCCGCGGCCAUUUUGGAUGAGGGCAGGAAGACAAAGCGACUCGCGGCCUGGGAGCGGCAACGCCCCGCGCACGAUUACCUAAGGGCAAAGUUCGGAGACGCCGCGUCGCCGCCAUCUUUAGGAAGGCAUCUUCCGGUUCUGAUGCUGUGUGACCCGCCCUCAGCUCUCAGUUUUCUUCCUCUCGUGGGCCCUCCAGAGGCGUCUUCCAGCCUCUCGGUCCUCACGCGAGGCCCUCGGGCCGGGCUGGGAGGGGUUCUCGGGUGCCGGGCGCCCCCCAGAACCACAGACUCGGGCCGGAGGUGCGGCGGCCGCCCGGUUCCCAUGGCGCCGCCUCUGGCUCCGAUCCCCACCCGACAGCCGAACGGAGCCGGUCCCGCGGGCAGGAAGUCCGGGGCCGUGAGCUUCGCGGACGUGGCCGUGUACUUCUCCCCCGAGGAGUGGGGGUGUCUGCGCCCCGCGCAGAGGGUCCUGUACCGGGACGUGAUGCGGGAGACCUACGGCCUCCUGCGCGCGCUCGGAAGCAGAGGCACCAAGCCGGCACUCAUCACCUGGGUAGAGGAAGAGGCUGAACUGUGGAGUUUGGAUGCCCAGGAUCCAGAGGUGGCCAGGUGUCAGGCCAGCACCGCUCUAGAUUCCAGAAACAAGGAAGAGAAACGAGGAGGGGAUGUGAUGGAAGCGCUGCAAGAGACACUUUCUACCGACACUGGGCCACCUAGGAUGCAGGGUCUCGAACUCCCUUCUGCUGGGCUCCCUCAGGGCGCCAAAGCAUCUCACCGGGGUCGUCCCCCACUCCGUGCCCACCCCUCUGUCUCCCGAGCAGACCAGCGGCAUGGCUGUUAUGUGUGUGGCAAGAGUUUCGCCUGGCGCUCUACACUAGUGGAGCACCUCUAUACCCACACCGGAGAGAAGCCCUUCCACUGUCCUGACUGCAAAAAAGGCUUUGGCCGGACCUCCUCCCUGAGCAAGCACCGGGCCAUCCACCGAGGGGAUCGGCCCCACCGCUGCCCUGACUGUGGCCGAGCCUUCACACAGAGCUCCUCCCUCACCACGCACCUGCGGAUCCACACUGGUGAGAAGCCCUACUGCUGCGCUGAUUGUGGCCGUGGCUUCAGCCAGAACUCCUCCCUCCACAAGCACCAGCGGGUGCACAGCGGCUUGACCCCCUUCUCUUGUGCUGACUGCGGCCGAGCCUUCGGCCAAGCCUCGGACCUUAGGCGGCACAUGCGCACCCACACUGGGGAAAAGCCCUACCGGUGCCCAGACUGUGGCCGCUGCUUCCGCCAUAGCUCAGAAAUGUUAGCCCACAGGCGGCGGGCCCACACCGGCGAGCGCCCUUAUCCCUGCCCUCAGUGUGGCAGAUGCUUCAUCCAGAAGUCAGCCAUGACUAAGCAUCAGCGGGUCCACCGCCCUGGAGCUGGGACCCGCGGGAGCCGGGCAUCUAGUGGCUUCCCUAGGCUGCUGGCCGGCGACCUGGGAGACCUGGAUCCACCUGUAGGAUUCCAGCAUUACCCAGAUAUAUUCCAGGAAUGUAAGGCAUGGCCUUAAAAGGGGUGGGGGCACCUAGACGUUGCCUGAAGUUCUACAUGGGACAGGGUCAUGAACCUCUAUGGCUGAUCUCUAGGGAGAUUACAGAAUUUCUAUCAAGAGCUGGUGGUGGAGACUGUGGCCCAGGCUCUAGGAGUUCUCACUGCAAGACAGAGGUGACCUAAGAAACCCUGCUGGAACCUCACUUGGGAGGCAGCACAGUUUCUCCAUUCGGAGGUAGGAAGGCAAAUUGUUUGACUUAUUACCUCUUUGCUUGGGAAGUUCAAACUGACCUGCUCUAUCAGAAUUGGGCCUUCAGCUGCCUUUACAUAGGUCCUUCCAGGCAAUAUUGUCAA